GGCCACGGCGAUGCUCCCCGCUGGAGAAGCACCGCAGCCGGGCGCAGCGGCCUCCCUCGGUCCUGGGGUGACCGCUCUGCGGCUGGCAGGGAGCUGGAGGAAGCUGGAAGGGCUCCGUUCUGCCGCAGCAGGUUCCUGAAGGCGCACAGUGAAAACGUACCUGGAAGGCGGUGGUGCCAGGCGUCGGGAAGCGCUGUGCAGACAGCGAGCAGCACUGCGGGAAGCGCUGCCCGCGCACGGUCCAGCUCAGCUCUGAGGAAAGUGGCACAACUAGAAAGCAAAAUCAUGAAUCGGAAAAAGCAGAUGGAAUUGCAAAACACUGACUUGGGCCAGAAGGCUUUGGAUGAAGAGUCCUCCUCCUCUGCUUCCAGUCACGAACACAGUGCAAGGGGCAAGAAAUAUCUGAAGAAUUAUGCUACCCCCAGUGGAAAUAAAAACCUUAGUAAUGCCUGUUCUAAGGAAGAGGAAAGCACCCAAAGCCCUCAGAAGAAUGUUAUGGUUAAACAACAGCUUGGUUUGGAUAGUGAGGAAGAGGAAAUAAGAGAAUUGAUGGAGAGCUCUUUGGAGUUUUCCAGUGGAAACAAGAAUCGGAAGGUUGUUGAAAGUCAUUCAGAAUGGGGUGGAAAGAGUAAGGCUCCAGUUUUGUCAGCGAUGCCUCCUCCAUCUCAUAAGGAAAUUUCACCAACAGAAGUACCUAAAGCAUCUUCUUCUCAUAGCAAAGACUUGGAGAAAGAUGUUUACAGUAGAGUUAAUACACCAACACCUUCAGCAGCCAGCAGAAACCUGUCAGGAUGGGGUAAUAUGAGAUCUCAGUCACUGUUGUCUUCUGUGAAAGACAAUACUGUAAAGAUCACUCUGCCUACAACAGGCAACACCAAGAAAAGCCAAAUAUCACUUGAAAGUGACAGAAGUGAAAUAAAAUCAUUAGAUGAAUUGUUUCCAAAAGCAGAUGAUGCAGAAGAUUCAACCAGCAGCAGCUCAAGUGACUUCAAACUGAAUAUCCUGAGCCUUGAUGAUUUGGCACCAAAUAUCACCAGUGAGACAGCAGAAUUAAAGCAGAAAGGAACAGACAUUCAAAUUACUCAAGAAUCAAACAGAAAUCCAAAAAAAGAUGCAUUCCUGGUGGAAAAAGACCAAACUUCUCUUAAAAUGCCUAGUGCAGUAACCAGUGUGAAUGAUGCUUCUGAAGGGGAUAUUGAAAAAACUGUGACUGAAGCAGAAAUCUCUGAGCAUUUAAGUGGAGCUGCUGCAGAUUUUCCUAGACACAAGCAGGAUUAUCUUGAUCAUGAUGAGAGAACUGUUAAUUCAGAAUAUUCUGAAGACUUUGAAACGUCUCUGUCUACAACAGACAAUAAAUCUGCAUGCAAAAUGUCAGAGGAACAUUCUGAGAACUGCAGGCAUUCUGGAAAACACCCAUCUUCAGCAUCAUCACCUUUAUGUACCAGAGAGCGGCAUGACCAGGUACACAGAGUAACCGUUAAAGAAACUGCAGUUCAGACAGUGGAUCUGCCAUUCACCUAUUGCUGGUCCAAGACAAACGCCACUGCAGUACUCGACCCACCCGUAGGAAACAGCUACAUUGAUCCAGUGCCGAUUGCCAGUCACGUCAUCAGCAUGGACGCAGUAGAAGCCUUGACAGCAUACAGCCCCUCAGUUCUUGUUUUAAACAACAUGUUGAAACAGCACCUGAUGUUGACUCAGCAGUUUGUAAAGAACAUUCACCACCUUCACUUCUCCCUUGUGGAGUCCUUAGAGAGUGAGAAGUUCCACUACCAUACCUUGGAAGAGGCUAAAGAGUACAUCAAGAAUCACAAAUCCCCACCUCUAACAAUUGAGCAAGCACGUGAAGAAAUUCGGAAAGCACAGGAGGAAAAACUGCUUUGGCUCUGA
Pterocles gutturalis (yellow-throated sandgrouse) is the source of this 1890-nucleotide messenger RNA. RefSeq names its product chromosome unknown open reading frame, human C19orf44. Lineage: Eukaryota; Metazoa; Chordata; Aves; Pterocliformes; Pteroclidae. The annotation marks the transcript as partial. The transcript is spliced from 7 exons. The record is from RefSeq and is a predicted model, not a curated record.